GCGCCACAAGGGAUUGCUUAAUCGGAUUUCGGUUUGGUUAUAUUCGAAUUCGGUUAUUUUUUUAAAAAAAGAUUACUAAAAUCUACAGAAUACGGAGCCGCCAUAGAUCUGUGGAGCGUCGGUUGCAUUCUUGCUGAACUAUUCGCCGGAAAACCUAUCAUGCCGGGAAGGACAGAGGGAAGAUAUUUGUUGUAGGUUAACAAUGUUUUGUCCUGGUGGAUUGUUUCAACUCAUGUAUCGUUCAAACCCUUUCCCAGGUGGAGCAAACGCACAAGAUCUUUGGACUCUGUGGUUCCACCGUCUGAACACUGCUGGCAAAAGGCAAAAGUUUCCACUUGCAAACAAGUUUCAAACCGCAACAUCCUUAUUAUAAGCGCAUCCUUGUAGAGACGUUCAAGAAUUUCCCGUCUUCUGCCUUAGCUCUCUUUGACAAGCUCCUAGACUCGGGGCUGGGCUUCUUCAGAGCUAACGAGCUUUGUCUUUUUUCAUGACAUCUAGUGCUUUCUUGGUUUGCCCCCUGUCUUGUUGCUUCAUAUAUUGCUUAGUCUUCUCAUCUAUUUCUCUGCAGUUUUUCACUAUGGAGCCACCCCUUGUGAUAUAUCAAGUUUGCCGAGGUAUCCCUCAAGCAAGGAACUCGAUGGCAAGGCCCGGGAAAAAGAAGCUGGAGUUCCAGAAACACCGCGUUGUGGAGCUAAAGGCUACAAGACCCAGCAACGUGCCUGUUGCACUGGGAGACUUGUCUUCUGGUUCUUUACACAAGAAUGGUGUAGCCUAUGAAGAAUCCACAACGAAUGCACUGCUCGGGUCCCUUAAUGCCUCCUCGUGGGAGUAUUGUGAUAAGUGUCCCACAUCGGAACAAGAGAAGUCUGCAACAAAGAACAACAAAGAUGCUGCAGACAAGGUGUAUUUACAAUGGCAGAUAGCUGGUGUUCUUUCAGAACUCGCUCUACCCAUGAUGUCUAGAUGUUUCUUUUUUCUUGGGUUUGGGGAUGCAAGUAAACGUGUAUAUGUAGAAAAUGUUGUUAAGUUCUGCAAGUCAAUCUUGUAGGCAAACUUUUCAGUCAUU
This is a messenger RNA of Tarenaya hassleriana, 1066 nucleotides long. RefSeq lists its product as uncharacterized. NCBI's taxonomy places the organism in Eukaryota, Viridiplantae, Streptophyta, Magnoliopsida, Brassicales, Cleomaceae. The record is from RefSeq and is a predicted model, not a curated record. Bases 488 to 1048 code for a protein of 186 amino acids. The transcript is spliced from 2 exons.